Messenger RNA from Strongyloides ratti, 600 nucleotides. Its product is annotated as Neuroendocrine protein 7B2. Gene Ontology annotation, molecular function: enzyme regulator activity. Gene Ontology annotation, biological process: regulation of hormone secretion; neuropeptide signaling pathway. The record is from RefSeq and is a predicted model, not a curated record. Bases 1 to 600 code for a protein of 199 amino acids. Gene Ontology annotation, cellular component: secretory granule. The transcript has 2 exons. NCBI's taxonomy places the organism in Eukaryota, Metazoa, Nematoda, Chromadorea, Rhabditida, Strongyloididae.
AUGGAUUACCCAACAAAUUAUAUUGAUGACUUGGAUGCUUUAAGGCUUGGUAUACGUGACUCUGAAUAUUUUUCAGAACCACAAAUAUUUGGACAUAAACACAUUACUGGUGGUGCAGGUGAAGGUGAUCAAUUUUUGGGUGAAAAAAAUAUUUUUAAACAUAGAGAACAAGUUAAAAGUGAUAAUGUUCUUCCAGCAUACUGUGAACCUCCAAAUCCUUGUCCAGUUGGAUAUACAUCAGAACAGGGAUGUAUUGAAAAUUUUGAAAAUUCUGCUGAAGCUUCAAGAAAUUAUCAAGCACAACAGGAAUGUUUAUGUGAUCAGGAACAUAUGUUUAAUUGCCCUGUACCAGAUAAUGAGGAUGAAAAAGAAAAUAAUGAUAAUGUUUUAAAUGAACUUCAAAUGAGUAUUGAUGGAAUUGAUAAAAAAAUUGUUGCUAAAAAAUCUCCACCACCAUUUGUUAGUGAGGGACUUAUGAGAAAGAAAAGAUCAUUUUUAGAUGAAAAUUCACAUUUAAAUAAACAUUCAAAAAUAAAUCCAUAUCUUCAAGGUGAACCAUUACGGUCAGUAUCUAAAAAAGAUGGAAAACAAUAUUGGUGA